AUGCCCGCCGAGGACGUGGCCGAGGUCGUGGCCGUGGCCGUGGCCGUGGCCGACGUGCAGGCCCUGUUCGUUUUCGCGGGCAUCAGCCGCAGCAGCAACAACCACAGCAGCAAGCUCAAGCUCCAGCUCCAGCUCCAGCUCAAACUCAAGCUCAAGCUCAAGCUCAAGCUCCUCAAGCUCAAGCUCAAGUAUAAGAAGAAGCAGAACAAGGACAAGAACAAGGACAAGAAGCUGGAGAAGGAGAACAGAGAGUCACCACACGCGAUAAGCACCUGGGAAAACAGUGUGUCCGGAGCCAUGUGCAGACCAUCAAGCGACAUGGUAGAACAACUGGACAUGGUGUGGGCUACUACUUGUAGUCUGAUGGACUCUGGGGUAGCAUGGCGACCAUCCGUCUUAAUAUCAUCAUGGGUUCACAUUAUGAUUAGCAAUUGGACAUGGCAAUGCAAUUCAUCAAACCGUUAUUUUACGAACAGAUUUGAUGAGGGCGCUGUCGAGAGUGGAAAACGGAGGGAACUCAUGAUAUCUGUUGUCAAUUUGGCUCUUGACCAGCCCAAAAAGCUUGAGCUCUUGGAGAUGGACCGAAAGGCCGUCUCAACAUGGUCCAUAAUGGAUUGGUAG
Molecule: messenger RNA, 621 nt
Organism: Trichoderma harzianum CBS 226.95
Lineage: Eukaryota; Fungi; Ascomycota; Sordariomycetes; Hypocreales; Hypocreaceae
Exons: 4
Coding region: 1-621 (206 amino acids)
Source: RefSeq, a predicted model, not a curated record